This is a messenger RNA of Nipponia nippon (crested ibis), 2331 nucleotides long. The record is from RefSeq and is a predicted model, not a curated record. NCBI's taxonomy places the organism in Eukaryota, Metazoa, Chordata, Aves, Pelecaniformes, Threskiornithidae.
AUGCCCUCCAAGCUCCUAGAAGAGGACUUCCAGUUCAUCCUUUGCAAGGGCUGCCAGAAGGAAUCAACCAACCUCAAGCUUCUCACCUGCCUCCACACAUUCUGCCUCAAUUGCCUGAGCAAGAACAAGGCCAUUGGGCAGUGCCCCGUGUGCCGGACGGCCAUCCCGCAGGCCAGUGGCAUCCCUGACACAGACAAUCUGCUCUUCAGCAGCCUGCAGGCCAGGCUCAGCAUCUACAAGAAGAUCGUUGACGGAGUUGACUUGUUCUGCGACAACUGCAACAAAGCCGGUGAGUUCUGGUGCUCUGAGUGCAAGGAGUUCCUCUGCACCACAUGUUUCGAGGCCCACCAGCGCUACCUGAAGAAGGAGAGCCAUGAAGCCAAGAAGGUGAUGGACAUCAAGGCAGGGUCUGCUAAGGAUUUCCUUGAGAGCAUCAAGAGGACCAGUAACUUGUCCUGCUCCAACCCAAUCCACAAGAACCAGCCUGUAAGCAUCUACUGCAAGAAGUGUGAGAAGCCACUGUGCUGCAUCUGCGCGCUGCUGGACAGCCAGCAUGCCCCCUUCUGUGACAUCCGCAGCGAGACCCAGCACAGGCAGGAGGAGCUGGUCACCAUGAGCCAGGAGCUGAAGCAGAAGAGAAGCAGCUUUGAGGCCAGCUAUGUGGCGCUACAGAAUGAGGCCACCGAGCUGGAGCAGGCACAGCAGGAGAUGCGGAAUCUGAUCCGGCAGCGUGUGGAGCAGCUGGGGCGGCUGAUCCGGCAGGAGGAAGAGGAGCUGCUGGGACUGCUGGAUGCACGGCAGUUGCAGGGCCGGUGGGAGCUGGCGAGGGAGCUGCAGCACGUGGAGGGGGUGCUGCAGCGGAUGGAGGGAGGUGAGUGGCUGGUGGAGAAGAUGAGUCUCUACGCCACGGAGCAGGAGGUGAUGGACAUGCAGCCCUUCAUCAAGGACUCGCUGAAGGAACUGCAGCAGCUGCGGCCACCGGUGGCUGGGGACCGAGCGCAGCCCGGGAACUUUGCUGAGUGCAGAGCCAAGCUGCAGGCGCUGGUGGAGCGUGUCAUGGGGCACCCAGAGUAUGGAGGUCCCCCAAGCGCAGUUAUACUGGGAGGGAACAUGGUCUCCACCUCCAUCCCUGCAAAGAGGAAGAAAGCCCAAAAUGUAGGUGUCAUGACGGUGCCGGUGAAGGAGAUGAAGCUUGAAGAGAACAACAACACGAGGAACCAGACAGUGCCGCAGCAGCCAAGCUGCUCGGACCAGCCUGGGACCAGCUGUUUGGUGUCCCGCAUGACUCUCAUCAAGGAGGAGAGCCUGCUGGAAGACGUGCCAGUUGGCAACAAUGGGUUGAACGACUCGGAUAGCGAUAUGCUCUGCUUGGACAGCUGUGAGGAGGACAGCACUGAUGAUGAGUUGGACUCCAGUCUGCUAGAUGACCCCAGCAACAUCCUCGACGAGAGCACCGGUAAAGACUACCUGGGUCUUCCCAACAUGGGCCUUCCCAUCAGCAGCUGCACGCUGCUGGACACGAGACAAGGAACCCUGGUCUUCUUUGACGUGAAGAUUACGAAAGAAGGAAGCAUUCAGAUGGCGGUGGUAGAUGGAGAGAAAAUAUUCCCAGUCCUGAUUCAGCCAGUGAAAUAUUUCUCCAGCUUGAUGGCCCAAAAUAAUGCCUGUGAGGUCGGUCUGAUGAAACUGCUGGGCCACCUCAACACUGUCCGCAGGCCCGUCCUGGGUGGCUUUGGUCUCUGGUCACUCCCCUUGCCCGCUCUCUUGGAUGCGUUGAUGCUCCUGAACAAGAAAGACGAGUUCAGCUCUGUCGUGUAUGGUUUCCUGGACAUUUUGCCCCUGAUUAAGGAGAAGAUCCCCAAAAGGGAUAACUACAGGCUGAAGAACUUGGCCAGCACUUACCUCCGGUGGCACUUUGGUGACUGCAGCGCCAGGGAGAACGCCUGUGUUGUGAAGUACCUGUGUGAGUUCCUGAACGUCGACCUGGUCAUGAAACCCUGGCUGAUCAUCAGUCAAGCCAGCCUGGAGUCCUUCAUCUCCCUCCAGCCCUUGCUGGCUGAGAAGCUCCUCACCAAACCAUCAGCCCAAACAUUGGCUGCCCACAACAUCGGCCUCUCUGAGCUCCGGUCCUGCUACCAGCACAACCCCGAGAAGGGGCUCCAGAAAGUGUGCCGUCUCAUCAACGCUCGCCGGCACAGCUCAAUAAAGAAAGUCCGAAACCUGAGCAAGGUCAAAGUCUACUUCCAGCGACAGGAGCAGUCAGCUGAAAGCCAGAAGACCCCGGCAGACAGUGAUUUCCCAAGAGCCAUAAAGAGCGAGGAAAAUUGUUGA